Messenger RNA from Fusarium verticillioides 7600, 513 nucleotides. RefSeq lists its product as hypothetical. The transcript has a single exon. Lineage: Eukaryota; Fungi; Ascomycota; Sordariomycetes; Hypocreales; Nectriaceae. The record is from RefSeq and is a predicted model, not a curated record. The coding region runs from base 1 to 513 and encodes 170 amino acids.
AUGUUAUCUCAGAGAGGUCUUUUGUACAAGAAAUUCCCCGAGCCCUACAAGUCCGCCCUUGUGCAUGGUGGACAACAGCUGUGCUUCGCAGUGAAGGAAGUCAGAUCUUAUCUGUCUAAGACCUCGUGGCAUCAAGGCUCCCAGCUCAUCGGGGAGCUGAAAGCAGCCUAUCUCAGUUCUGCAGGGCAUGGAGCUUUGCGUAUACUGGAGCAGAGCUGCAAAACACUCAAUGACAACAAGGAGUUUUGGCUCCCAGGGGCAACUAUGGUAUGUUUGGCGAGUUUCUUGAACUUCCCCUCAAGAUUCUGGAGGCAAACAAGGCGCCUCCAAUUCCAGCAGUGCAGGGUUUCGUGGAAACCGCGCUGCGAGAGGCACUCCAUCGUCCGAUCAAUUCUCGGCCAGACGAACUGGCAGGGUGAGCUCACAAACAGUCCUCCUGUUGGACCUGGACCAAAACAGAGUGCAAAGACUAACCAAUUGUUUGAUGUUUUUCUUGGAGAUCUUGAACAGUAA